AUGGCUGCCGAGCUGCCGCUUUUCAACUUGGGCCAGCCGUGGAACCAUGGACCUUUCAUUACGCUGCUCGGUGACGAUCUGUACCGCACCUCAGAUGGACACGGCCAUAUCAUGCAAGGCUUGCUCCCCGACUACCCCGUGCAUUUGGCAACGACGAUCGCCGCAGCGAUUCGGACUGGAUACGAAGAAGCAACCCCCGUCAACGGUCUCGCCGCACAAGCUGCUGCUGUCCAAGCAGCUGCACAAGCUGCCGUGCAAGCUGCUGCCGCACCGAAUGUCCGACGCCGCAACCACCGCUACAACCUCCGCCACUGAAAGAUUCCUGGCAUGGCAUUUCUCGUUUUCGUUUUGC
Molecule: messenger RNA, 352 nt
Organism: Saprolegnia diclina VS20
Lineage: Eukaryota; Oomycota; Saprolegniomycetes; Saprolegniales; Saprolegniaceae
Exons: 1
Coding region: 1-315 (104 amino acids)
Source: RefSeq, a predicted model, not a curated record